Molecule: messenger RNA, 3651 nt
Organism: Physcomitrium patens
Lineage: Eukaryota; Viridiplantae; Streptophyta; Bryopsida; Funariales; Funariaceae
Product: calcium-transporting ATPase 3, endoplasmic reticulum-type
Biological process (GO): calcium ion transport
Cellular component (GO): membrane
Molecular function (GO): P-type calcium transporter activity; ATP binding; ATP hydrolysis activity
Source: RefSeq, a predicted model, not a curated record
UUGGCUUUUUGUUUUCGCAGGCUUAUGUUUGUUCAUCACCAAGUUUGCAAGCGCUUGCUUUGAGUCUCCAUAGCCAGUCAUGACAGCUGGAACCGGAUCUGCGUCACUUAGGGCUUAACUCGAAGCUGUGAGUGGUGUCCGUCGGGGGAGGGAGACUGGGGAAGAGGUGGAAAUCAGAGUUGUUGGGUGUUUCGAUUUUCGUCAGGAUUUGAGGUUUUGUCUGUGAGAAAAGAGAUUGAAGAGCUGGACUCUUCUCACGUGAAGCCGCUUGCCUUCCUGACUUAGGAGGUGGAGAUAUGGAGGACGCUUUUGCGAGAUCCACCGAAGAGGUCUUAGCUUUCUUCAAUGUGGAUCCCGCACGAGGCCUCAAUGACACCCAGGUUGAAAAGAAUCGGGCGAUGCAUGGACUGAAUGUCCUACCAGUUGAGGAGGGCUCUCCUUUUUGGAAACUGGUGUUGAAGCAAUUCGAUGACCUGCUGGUGAAAAUAUUAAUCGUUGCAGCAAUAGUUUCAUUUUUUCUAGCUCUCGUAAAUGGCGAGACUGGUUUCACUGCAUUUGUUGAGCCUGCAGUAAUUUUACUGAUACUAGCAGCAAAUGCAGCAGUUGGUGUUCUUACGGAGACUAAUGCAGAGAAGGCUCUGGCGGAAUUGAAGGCAUAUCAGGCAGAGGUUGCAACAGUCUUAAGGAAUGGAAUGUUAUCCAUAAUUCCGGCAUCAGAGCUGGUUCCUGGGGACAUUGUCGAAGUUUCAGUCGGUUGCCAAGUUCCAGCAGACUUGCGUAUUGUGGAGAUGUUCAGUAAUCAACUACGUGUUGAUCAAGCCAUCUUGACAGGAGAAAGCUGUUCUGUUGCAAAAAGCUCGGAGCGGACUGUGGUACAGAAGGCUGUAUAUCAAGACAAGACGAGCAUUCUCUUCUCAGGUACAGUAGUGACAGUGGGGCGAGCAAGAUCAGUCGUUGUUGGUGUCGGCUCAAAUACCGCAAUGGGAAAGAUUCGAGAUGCCAUGUCAGAGUCCGUGGCUGAGAUGACUCCCUUGAAGAAGAAACUUGAUGAGUUCGGGUCAUUUCUGUCUAAGGUCAUUGCAGUAGUGUGUGUACUAGUCUGGGUGGUAAACAUUGGUCACUUCCGAGACCCCGCUCAUGGAGGCAUCUUGCGUGGAGCCAUCUACUACUUCAAGAUUGCCGUUGCACUAGCAGUUGCUGCAAUUCCUGAAGGUCUUCCGGCUGUGGUGACAACCUGCUUGGCCCUUGGCACCAAAAGAAUGGCUAAGCUGAAAGCGAUUGUGCGGACUUUGACAUCUGUGGAGACUCUUGGAUGUACAACAGUAAUUUGUAGUGACAAAACUGGCACAUUGACAACGAAUAUGAUGUCGAUCUCGAAGGUAUGUGUGGUGCGUUCCGCUCAUCGAGGGCCUGUUACCGCAGAAUACAAUGUCACUGGCAGCACUUAUGCUCCUGAAGGCAUCAUCCUGGAUGGAGCUGGUUUGAAGUUGGAGCAUCCAGCGGAUUUACCGUGCUUGUUGCAUCUCGCAAUGUGCUCUUCGCUUUGCAACGAAUCAUCUGUACAGUACAACAUAGAACGGGGAACUUACGAAAAGAUUGGGGAAUCAACAGAAGUGGCUCUUCGCGUCCUUUCUGAAAAGGUGGGGCUGCCAGGAUUUGACUCGAUGCCCUCAGCUUUGACAAUGUUGAGCAAGCAGGAGCGCGUUUCUUACUGCAAUCAUUAUUGGGAACAACAGUUUAAUAAGCUCUCCGUACUGGAUUUUUCAAGGGAUCGUAAAAUGAUGAGUGUGCUUCGUUCACGGAAGCAGCAAGAAAUUUUGUUCUGCAAGGGUGCUCCUGAAUGCAUCUUAUCAAGAUGUACUAGUGUACUCUGCAAUGACGAUGGGGCUGCUGCACCCAUGACUGCUGAGAUACGUGCAGAAUUGGAGGAGAGAUUGUACAGUUAUGGGCAGAAGGAAACUUUGAGGUGCUUAGCGCUUGCACUAAAACCUAUGCCAAUGGGCCAGCAAUCAUUGACCCUAGCGGACGAAUGUAAUCUUACUUUUGUUGGACUGGUCGGUAUGAUGGAUCCACCAAGAGAUGAAGUAAGACAUGCAAUUGCAACUUGCAAGUCUGCGGGUAUUCGUGUCAUUGUGGUUACGGGAGACAACAAGGCUACAGCAGAAUCAGUAUGUCGCCGUAUCGGAGUCUUCGAUCCACUCGAUGACUUGACAGGAAAAUCUUACACUGCCACAGAGUUCGAAGAGCUGACGCCUUCGCAGCAAGCAGUAGCAAUACAGAAGCUAUCCCUUUUCUCAAGGGUGGAACCUUCACACAAAAGCAUGCUAGUGGAGGUACUCAAGCGUCAAAAUGAGGUGGUAGCCAUGACCGGCGAUGGUGUUAACGAUGCUCCAGCCUUGAAGAAGGCUGACAUAGGAAUAGCUAUGGGUUCUGGGACCGCAGUUGCUAAGAGUGCUUCCGAUGUGGUUCUGCUGGACGACAACUUCAGCACUAUCAUAGAUGCUGUCGCAGAAGGUAGAGCCAUAUACAACAACACAAAACAGUUCAUCCGCUACAUGGUUUCUUCAAAUAUUGGAGAAGUUGUGUGCAUCUUUGUUGCUGCUGCACUAGGCAUGCCGGAAACACUAGUCCCUGUACAAUUGCUGUGGGUUAAUCUAGUGACUGAUGGACUACCAGCUACAGCGUUAGGGUUCAACAAACAGGAUCGUAAUGUCAUGAUGGUUCGCCCACGCAAGAUGGAUGAAUCCAUUGUAAAUGGGUGGCUAUUUUUUCGGUAUGUAGUGAUUGGAGCAUAUGUAGGUUUGGCAACGGUGGGAGGAUUUGCAUGGUGGUUCUUGUAUUACGAAAAUGGUCCUCAGCUGCAUUGGGCAGAGUUGGUCAAAUUUGAUUCUUGUGUUGAAGGGCAGGCUCGUUACUCUUGUAGCAUCUUUCAAGAUCGUCAUCCCUCCACCAUCUCCAUGAGCGUACUCGUAGUGGUCGAGAUGUUCAAUGCACUGAACAAUUUGAGUGAAAAUCAAAGUCUUUUGGUUUUGCCUCCUUGGAGUAAUCUGUGGCUGCUUGGAGCCAUUGCUGUUUCCAUGAUUUUACACAUGCUCAUCCUUUAUGUUCCUGCUUUAUCUUUAAUGUUCUCGGUGACGGCGCUGACAUUUUCUGAAUGGAAGGCUGUAUUUUUGUUUUCAUUUCCCGUUAUCCUAGUUGAUGAGCUGUUGAAAGUUUUCUCCAGACGUGUAAGAAUUCAAAUUCCGACUUUCAGAGUCAGAACCGACUAUUUGUUACCAAAGAGUCAGACACGGCAGCAGUAGUUGCUCUUCUUGAAAUUGUAAAGUAGUUUGGUGAGCAACAGAUAACGAAGCAUGUUUCUUUCGAUUUAAAACCCAUAGUUUAGAUGAUCGGCUUAGUUCAGGCGAAUUGUAGGUUUGUAACAUCAGAUACAGCUUUUGAAUAUCAGCCAUUCAUUUCCUCAUGCCAACAUCAAUAAGAUAAUCGUUUAGAACUUCUCUUCAACUUCGUCUUCCAAGUAGCAUACCCAUAGGAUCACCCUACAGUUUGUUCAAGGAACAACCCAAAAUUUUCAACUGAAGAUGUGUAUCUUGGGAAAGAGAUGUAAUGCAACAAAAUGAAAAGAGAUAUAUUUUUUAAAAUUCAAUUUAA